AUGGACUCCAGCCCCACCACAGAAGAGUCCCCAGUGGACUUCACUCACAGAGGCUUUCACAGAAGCCCGAGCCCCUCCUCGCAGGACGUGGCCCUGAGCAUGAACGGGUCUCCGCACAGGAAAAGGAACAUGCAGCACCUCGGGGUUGCCCCCAGCGUCUAUGCAGGGGCUGGAGGCCACGGCACUCGCAUCUCAACCCCCAGACACAUGAUCCACUAUGCGGGCAGACAUAAUGAGGACCUGUUGUUUGGCAAUGAGAAAAUAAUCAUGCAGAGCCUAAAUGACCGUCUAGCUAUCUACCUCGCAAAAGUGCAGGCCCUGGAGCGGUCCAACUCCAAGCUUGAAGGGAAGAUCAAGCACUGGUAUGAAACAAACGCCCCCAGCACUGAGCGGGACUACAGUGCAUAUUUCAACCAAAUCGAAGAGCUGCGAAAUCAGAUUAAGGAAGCUCAACUGCAAAACACUCGAUGCACCCUGCAAAUAGAUAAUGCUAAAAUGGCUGCUGCUGACUUCAGAUUGAAGUGUGAGACUGAAUGGGGAUUCCAACUAACACUGGAGGCUGAUCUCCACGGCCUGAGUAAGAACUUUGAUGAUCUAACCCUACGCAAGACAGACUUGGAGAUGCAAAUUGAAGAACUGAAUAAAGACAUAGUUCUCCUCAAAAAAGAACAUGAGGAGGACAUUGAAGGCCUGCGCAAACAGCUGGGCAACACCGUCAAUGUGCAGGUGGAUGCUGCUCCGGGCCUGAGCCUCAGCACCAUCAUGGAUGAAAUGAGGCAGAAAUAUGAAGAGUUGGUCCAGAAGAACCUUCAACAGGUCAAGGAACAGUUUGCAAGACAGACUGAAACUCUGCAGGAUCAAGUCAAAGUGAACAAAAUAGAAAUGAUAGGAACUGAAGAUCAAAUCAAGGAGCGGAGGCGCACCUACCAGAACCUGGAGAUAGAGGUCCAUUCCCAUCUCAGCAUGAAAGAAUCUUUGGAGCACACAUUAAAGGAUACAAAACAAAGUUACAAUAUGCAAUUGAGCAGGAUCCAGGCAAAGAUAAGCUCCCUAGAGGCUCAGCUGACACAUAUUCGGACUGACACAGAACGCCAAAACAAUGAAUACAAUAUUCUCUUCGACAUAAAGACCAGGCUUGAGCAGGAAAUUGCCACCUACCGCCGCCUUUUGGAAGGAGAAGAUAGGAGUGUGACAGAACUUCAGUUAAGCACCCUGGAAGAGAGAGAUAUCAAGAAAACCAGGAAGAUUAAGACUGUCGUGGAAGAAGUGGUGGAUGGCAAGAUUGUGUCAUCUGAAGUCAAAGAGUUGGAAGAAAACAUAUAA
This is a messenger RNA of Orycteropus afer afer, 1323 nucleotides long. RefSeq names its product keratin 20 (gene KRT20). Bases 1 to 1323 code for a protein of 440 amino acids. Gene Ontology annotation, molecular function: structural molecule activity. NCBI's taxonomy places the organism in Eukaryota, Metazoa, Chordata, Mammalia, Tubulidentata, Orycteropodidae. The record is from RefSeq and is a predicted model, not a curated record. The transcript is spliced from 9 exons.